This is a messenger RNA of Megalops cyprinoides (Indo-Pacific tarpon), 606 nucleotides long. RefSeq names its product golgi transport 1Ba (gene golt1ba). Gene Ontology annotation, biological process: endoplasmic reticulum to Golgi vesicle-mediated transport; retrograde transport, endosome to Golgi. NCBI's taxonomy places the organism in Eukaryota, Metazoa, Chordata, Actinopteri, Elopiformes, Megalopidae. The record is from RefSeq and is a predicted model, not a curated record. Gene Ontology annotation, cellular component: endoplasmic reticulum; membrane. The transcript is spliced from 6 exons. Bases 74 to 460 code for a protein of 128 amino acids.
GCUAGCUGGCUAGCUAGCCAGAGCACCACCAGGCGGAAUAAAAGUUCUGUAUAGCUGUUGAUCCAGCGCAAAAAUGAUUUCCCUAACGGAUUCACAAAAAAUUGGCAUGGGCCUGACAGGCUUUGGAGUGUUUUUCCUGUUCUUUGGAAUGAUCCUGUUCUUUGACAAGGCACUCCUUGCUAUAGGAAAUAUCCUGUUUGUAGCAGGCAUUUCCUUUGUCAUCGGGCUGGAAAGGACCUUCAGGUUCUUCUUCCAGAAACAUAAGAUGAAGGCAACAAGCUUCUUCCUUGGCGGUGUGUUUGUGGUGCUGAUUGGCUGGCCAGUUGUGGGGAUGAUCCUGGAGAUUUAUGGAUUCUUCCUCUUAUUCAGGGGCUUCUUCCCAGUGGUCGUGGGCUUCAUCAGGAGGAUUCCUAUCCUGGGGUCCCUGUUAAAUCUCCCAGGAAUCAGUGGGCCUUCCUAAGGCUGAGAGGACCAUCUGCAGUCAUGUUCGUGGAUAAAAUUGGAGAGAGCAACAACAUGGUAUAAUGGCAACAAGUUUUGAGAAGAUGACUCCGUUAAGUUUUUGUAACGGUUUCCCAAAGCAACUUUAUCAUACCCCCCCCCCCC